Molecule: messenger RNA, 4173 nt
Organism: Closterium sp. Naga37s-1
Lineage: Eukaryota; Viridiplantae; Streptophyta; Zygnematophyceae; Desmidiales; Closteriaceae
Source: the annotation of a GenBank genome assembly
AUGGCGGGAUUCCACUCGUCCGCGUGUCCCGCGUCGGACUUGUCGCAGUCGUCUGGGCCGUCCGUGACGGAAGAGACGGUGUCGCUCGUUCAGGCGUCCGAUAAAGGCAUUGGACUCGCUUUUGUGGAGCAGCUGCUGAAGCGGCAGCCAACCGGCCGCGUCAUUGCCACGUGUCGAGAUCCGAUGGGCGCUCAGCACCUGGACGCACUUCACGACCAGAGCGGUGGACGGCUGGAUGUGAUGCAACUGGAUGUGACUAAAGAGGAUACCAUCGAGGCUGUAGCAGCGGCCGUGCGGCAGAAGUACGGCAAGCUGGACCUGCUGCUCAACGUGGCGGGUGUGCUGCAUCGCCCCAACGAGCUACAGCCGGAGAGCAGUCUGCACUGGCUGUGCCAGGACGCGAUGUUGCUGGCUUACCGAGUCAACGCCAUGGGGCCCAUGCUCGUGCUCAAGCACAUGAUGCCGCUGCUGGUGACGGGUGGUCACACCAAUCCCAACCGUCCCUACUCCAUAGUGGCCAACAUGAGCUCGCGCACCGGAUCCAUCUCUGAUAACCACAUCGGGGGGUGGUACUCGUAUCGCGCCUCCAAAGCUGCUCUCAACCAAUUCACCAAGACGGCAGCAGUGGAGUUGGCCGCCCAGAAGAGCCCAGUGGUGGCCGUGCUGCUACACCCCGGCACUGUAGACACCGACCUUACCCGCCCGUUCACUGCGCACUUGCCGGCCGAUAAGAUCUUCACGCCUGAUUUUGCUGCCGAGCAGCUAUUGGGUGUCAUUGAUGGGUUGAGUCCGAGUGACAACGGGCGGUUUAUCGCGUAUGACGGCACGGAUGUGGCGUGCAUUUUGCGCCCCCCGCGCUUUCCGCGAUUCCGCUGUCAGCGUCGUCCCGCGCGCGCUCCAAUGGCUGCGCUUGCCGUGCGAGCCGUCUCCGCCGCUGCGGCGGCUGCGCUGCCGGCUUUCCCGCCGUCGCAUAGGCGCGCUUCGCCAGCAGCCAGAGAAACGUCGCUGCGGAUAGGAGGGCGGGAGAAGCGCGGCUGUAGCAAUGGCGGCUGGAGCUGCGCGGGGAGGAGGGGUGGGGCUGUCGUUGCGCUGGCUGCGCCGCCUGAAACCGUGACUGCGAUUGUGGAGAGCGGAGCUGCGACCAUGGUGUCAGCUGCUGAUUGGACGAGUCACCUCGUGCUCGCCACGCUCAACACAGCUGCCACGCCGGCAUCGGACGGACCAAUAAAAUUGCCCCCCGCUUACCUGGAAGACCCGUGGGCUAUUCCCGAGGUCUCUCCGUUGCAAUCCUUUGCCAGUAUUCUGCUGACCGGGACGAUUGGUGUGCUGCUGUUCCGAGCUAUCAAGAGACGAGCGAGCAAGGUCACAGAAUCGCGAUUCCGGUCAGACUCAGUCGAGAAGCUGUCGUCCAAUCCGGUGGUGGAGGAGCGGAAGCGCCGGGCGGCAGAGGAGGCGGCAGAAGCAGCCAAGCGACCGCCGCCCACGGUGCUGAACACGCUGGGCGGCGCACUGGUGGCGGGGUCGAUUGCGAUUGUGCUGUACAAGUUUGCGACGUCCGUUGAUGAUGUGUUUGCGGGGCAGACCCUCUCAACCACUUACACUGUUCGGAACCUUUCCAUUGCUGUCAGGACCAUAGUAUCAGGCCUCGUAUGGCUGGCCACAUUCAUCUUUGCUCUCAACUCCCUAGGCCUCACGCUCUAUGCCUUUCAAUUGGCGCUCGGCAUUGACUCCCCUAAAGACAGCCCCGUUACUAGGAGUGGGAGUGAUGCAGAUACAGUGGGAUCCAAAGACAGCGAGGCUAAGGAGGCUGAGGUUCCGGUUGGGAGUGAGGCGAAGAAGCCAUUGGGUUUCGGAGGCGAAGCAGGGAGUUUAGGAGGCACGGCAGGCGCUGACGAGGUGCUUAUAGGGAGAGUGGCCGCGAUAGAGGAACAGCUGAUGCUGCAGCUUGCAGGGACUAGUGCAGAGGAGGGGAAGAGGGAAGCCGGAGGAGAGGAAUUAGAAAAGGGCAAGCCCCUCUUUACAGUCACAUCCCUGAACCGAACCAUUCGCAGGGUAGAUCUGAACAAGACCUUUCUAGAAUACCACCACCAUUUCCGGGAAGGAGAGCUCAAGCUACAGUGCUCCGGCGAGCCUUGCCCGAACCUAGGCUCCUGUGGCCCGGAGUUCCCGAACCUGCGCGCCUGCUACUGGCCGAACCUGGUCGACGCGGAGUACCUAUUCCCGGACCAGCCUAUAAACUGCCCGAAAGUUAUGGAUAUGAGUGUGGAAGGGGGAAGGGAGGUGUCGGAUACGAGGUGCACUCAUAAGGGGGAUGACUUGCGGCUGGACAUGUUUCUGCCUCAGUAUUACGAGCUGCGAGACGUGUACUUGGAUGGGGAUGGCUUGGUGUUUAACGAGACGGUCUUCUUUGAUCGUCACAGCUGUGCCGACAAGGGGAAUUUCUCAUUCGAGCCAGGCAAGGCCAAGGUCCGUCACUACGACCGUCUCGUCUCCCUCAUGUACCCACUGGGCAUCGCAUUCUAUCACGUGCUCAUCGAGCUCGUGCCCCACCUCUUUGUGCUCUCCCCACUGCUGCGAGACAACCCCUCCAUCCCCAUCGCCAUCGCCUCGCACCAGGUGAAGGCGUUCAGCAGUCUCCUGGUGCCCUUCCUGGGCAUCCCAGCCACCGCUCUCAACCUCGCUGUCAUCCCCAACCGACACGCUGAUGUCAAUCUGCUCGUCCACGUGGAUGUCUUGUACCAGCCAGUGUACCAGGCGUGUGGUCGCUCCGCACCUGCCAUGUGGGGCGAGCUGCGCCGCCGCUUCCUGCUGCCCCCUGCCGGCCUGCCCCUCUUCCGCCCUGGCCUAGUCCCACGCCACAACCACACCCACUUUCUCCCACCUACUGCUGAUUCACCAGCCACCACCACCUCCACCAGUGCUGACAGCAGCAUCCCUGUUAGGGCUGGUGACAUCAGCGAGACGGAUGUGCCCCUGUGGUCUGACGCGCAGACCGCCCGGCUGCCGUACAGCUGGCGCGCCGUGAUUGCGCACCGGCGCGGCGCGAUGCGCCACCUGGCGGCGUUUGAUUCGCUCGUGGCGGAGAUGAAGCGAGUUUUUCCGCCGCAGCGGGUGUUUGUGUUCGAAGGGGACCUGCCCAUCCUGCAAGUGUUCCCCCCGCAGCGGGUGUUUGUGUUCGAAGGGGACCUGCCCAUCCUGCGAGGUGCGUAUGCUGUGCUGCAGUGCAAGGUGUAUGGGUGGGUUAUGUUGAGAUCUUAUCAGUCUCGGUUCUACCUGCCGGUGUUGCGCACAGUGUUCCCCCCGCAGAGGGUGUUUGUGUUCGAAGGGGACCUGCCCAUCCUGCAAGCCAAGCUGCUCUUCAACCGAGCAGCAGUAUACGUGGGCUUGCACGGAGCAGGCCUCUCCAACAUGAUCUUCAUGCCAUCCAAUCACCCCUCUCUGCCAUCUCUUCUCGUUCUACAUCCCACCCCCUUCAUGAACCAGCCAAGCUUCUCUGGCAACAGAGCAGCCGUCUUUGUGGGGAUUGCACGGUGCAGGUCCAAACUGCUCUUCAACCGAGCAGCGGUCUAUGUGGUCUUGCACGGAGCAGGCCUCUCCAACAUGAUCUUCAUGCCAUCCAAUCACCCCUCUCUGCCGUCUCUUCUCGUUCUACAUCCCACCCCCUUCAUGAACCAGCCAAGCUUCUCUGGCAACAGAGCAGCCGUCUUUGUGGGGAUUGCACGGUGCAGGUCCAAACUGCUCUUCAACCGAGCAGCGGUCUAUGUGGGCUUGCACGGAGCAGGCCUCUCCAACAUGAUCUUCAUGCCAUCCAAUCACCCCUCUCUGCCGUCUCUUCUCGUUCUACAUCCCACCCCCUUCAUGAACCAGCCAAGCUUCUCUGGCAACAGAGCAGCCGUCUUUGUGGGGAUUGCACGGUGCAGGUCCACACUGCUCUUCAACCGAGCAGCGGUCUAUGUGGGCUUGCACGGAGCAGGCCUCUCCAACAUGAUCUUCAUGCCAUCCAAUCACCCCUCUCUGCCGUCUCUUCUCGUUCUACAUCCCACCCCCUUCAUGAACCAGCCAAGCUUCUCUGGCAACAGAGCAGCCGUCUUUGUGGGGAUUGCACGGUGCAGGUGUAUCCUGCAUGAUCUUCAUGCCCUCGAACCCCCCUGCCACCCUCAUCCCUGCCCGUAA